Molecule: messenger RNA, 1527 nt
Organism: Solea senegalensis (Senegalese sole)
Lineage: Eukaryota; Metazoa; Chordata; Actinopteri; Pleuronectiformes; Soleidae
Gene: eif6
Product: eukaryotic translation initiation factor 6
Exons: 7
Coding region: 158-898 (246 amino acids)
Biological process (GO): assembly of large subunit precursor of preribosome; cytosolic ribosome assembly; maturation of 5.8S rRNA
Cellular component (GO): nucleolus; cytosol; preribosome, large subunit precursor
Molecular function (GO): ribosomal large subunit binding
Source: RefSeq, a predicted model, not a curated record
GUGGUGAUCAUGACGUAAUGACGUUAAUCCGGAAGCGGAAAAGAACACGUGUGGUUGCAGAGAGGAGCAGAGAGAACGCCACACACGCUUGUUCAAAGGCCACAAAACUCGUCCCGUUUAUUUUCAGGGUCAGCGGUGAAACCUCAUCUCUGUCGUCAUGGCCGUCAGAGCAUCGUUCGAGAAAAACAACGAGAUCGGCUGCUUCGCCAAACUUACCAACACCUACUGUCUGGUGGCGAUCGGAGGCUCGGAGAACUUCUACAGUGUGUUUGAAAGUGAGCUGUCAGAAACCAUCCCCGUGGUUCACGCCUCCAUCGCAGGCUGUCGCAUCAUCGGGAGGAUGUGUGUGGGAAACCGUCACGGUCUUCUGGUUCCCAACAACACGACGGACCAGGAGCUGCAGCACAUCAGGAACAGUCUGCCCGACACUGUGAGGCUGCAGAGAGUCGAGGAGAGGCUGUCGGCGCUCGGCAACGUCGUCGCCUGCAACGACUACGUGGCGCUGGUGCAUCCUGACCUCGACAGGGAGACAGAGGAGAUCCUGGCCGACACACUGAAGGUGGAGGUUUUCCGUCAGACGAUUGCUGAGCAGGUUCUCGUGGGUUCUUACUGUGCGUUCAGUAACCAGGGCGGUCUGGUCCACCCCAAGACCUCCAUCGAAGACCAGGACGAACUGUCCUCUCUGCUCCAGGUCCCACUGGUGGCCGGCACUGUGAACCGGGGCAGUGAGGUGAUCGCGGCAGGGAUGGUGGUCAACGACUGGUGCGCGUUCUGCGGUUUGGACACAACGAGCACGGAGCUGUCGGUGAUCGAAAGCGUGCUAAGACUGAGCGACACCGCACAGCCGUCCAACAUCGCCUCUAACAUGAGGGACUCACUCAUCGACAGUAUGGCGUAAAAAAAACAGGCUUCUGUGGAGGAAGAAAUUUCUGCUGCAUUUUCUCGUGGUCUCGCACAGCUGGACCUCAUCUCUCCGCCUCAUCACAGAAGCUCCACCUCCCACCUGCUGCUGUGUGACCAGUCCUCACUCUCACACACACACACACAUACGGUUUUGUCAUUUCAAAAAUCACUUGUGAAACGUCAGUAGAUGAUUGGUCGUCCUUUUAAAAAAAUUACAAAAUUUCAAAAUGAAACAUUUACAUUUUUUAACCUCAAAGUUCGAAAUAAUUAAAAGAAAUAAAAGAAAAAGCGUGUCAUUAAAACACAUGUUCUGAAAUAUUUCCUUACCUUGACACUGCCUUGACAAGUCCACAGUAAGGCGAUGGCGCCCCCUGCAGGCUUAGUGCAUUUGUCACUCCUGUAUGUUUUUGGUUUGUUUUUUGCUUCUGUUUGACGAUGGUCGAACGUGGAAUUAUGCCGAGGAAAACGGACGAUGUGGAUUUAAGAGGAAGGACUUUACUGAAGGAGGGAACUCUUAUUACCUGUCUGUGUGACUGACCGUGAAGUACACACGCAAACAGCUGGUGUGUGUGUGUGUGUGCCUGUCAGUCACGACCUGAUCAUGUUUUUGUAAAAUAAAAUCAU